Molecule: messenger RNA, 1166 nt
Organism: Amoebophrya sp. A120
Lineage: Eukaryota; Dinophyceae; Syndiniales; Amoebophryaceae
Source: the annotation of a GenBank genome assembly
AUUCGUUUUUUCUUUUGGGGGUGCUCCUCCUAUUGACAACGAACAGUGAGUCACCAACAGGUUUUGGUUAUGGUUUUCUCAUGUAGUUGAGGACACGGAAGAACUGAGCAGCGCCGUCUUAAGAGGGUGUAAUUUCUUAUGAUGAGAGCAACACUGCUGGUGGGACCGAUGCAGCUCAUGCCUCGAUGCCUUUGUUAUUUGAAGAAACUCAAACUGGUUGUGAUGUCCUCACAGUGCUGAGCUUUGAGCAGCUGAAGCUGUCCUGUGUUGUUCUUCUUCUUUACCUUCUUUGCACAAACAAGUAAAACCAUGUCGGUUCAUCUUAGUUGCAGGAACAGCUGCGUGCAGGCUCAGGCAGGUGGAUUUGUAAAAUCCAUUCCAACAGUACGACAUCACCCUAGAGAUAGCUCGUGGAGGCUGCUGCACCAUGGUCGCCCACGAGCGCAGUCUUCCUCUUCCACGGUAGUACCUGACUUCACAUCUUCAUCAUCUCGUUGCAACUUUUACUCUACAAGACCAACAUCAACACUGCUGUUGUGCCGACAAUUUUCUGCAUCGACAUCGCGACCAGUAGUUGUAGGACAAGCGACAAAAAAAGCUUCCGAACAAGAAAGCGACCGCAUCACGAAAGCAAAUACAACAAGCCGAAAUGGCGCUCCCCGAGGCGCGUUGCCACUGUUUCUCUGCAGCAUCGGUUGUGGAAUGUUUCUGAAGAAGAAUUUUUUGGACGAUGUUGAAAACGCGGAAGACGCUGUGCCGCGAUAUUUCUACUCGUAGCAAGGAAUGCAGGAAGAGGAAUGGUCGUUCUCAGAAAUAAACCAAGCAGAAAGGAUCACAUUCUUGAGGACGCAGCAGCGUAUCAUGGGCACGUUUGAAAUUUUACGAAAAUGGCAGAACGCGCCGGCGGACCCUGCGGUGGUCCUGGCUCGACGAUGACGAAAAUAAUCAUGUUUCGCCGUCCUCGCAGUCACAAGUAGAUCGGCACCUACUCCGAGGAGCAAGGGAAUAAUUUCGGGAACAGCUGCGCAGUACGUCAUGGCCGAUCAACAAAAUAACGAAGCGAAAUAAACAUAAAGCUAGACAUUACAGGAGUCAAAAUCAUGGCGUCUAUGAUCACGUUAAGAUCUACCUCCAAGUUCCGGAUAGGACCAUGUGGCGACGCGUUC